CAGGUAUAGCGUAACCACAACCAAUGCCGUCAAAUUUAAAUUUUAAAUGUCAAAUCUAAUUAUUUCUCAGUUCUCACACAUUUGAUAAAUAACUAAUUAUUGUGCUUAUUAAUUUGUCUAACAUUGCGGUAGAAGAUUAGAUAAGAAAAACGAACAGUCGUCACAUUGUGUAAUUCAUCGACCGCUGCUUGUCGCACGUGCAUUGUAAAUUGAUAACAAAAAACGCAUUCUGUAAGUACAAAAAAUCAAUUUAAAUGGGACUUUUGACUGAAGGCAGCCCGCUCUCGUGGGCCGAGACUAAGAACCAAGCCGAGCAUGUCAGACAACACGGAGUCAUUCAAUUUAUUAAUUUAUACAAACGUCUAAGAGACAGACAGGGUGACAUUUUAAAAUGGGGCGACGAGGUGGAAUACAUUAUCGUUAAAUUUGAUCACGAGAAAAAGACGGCCAAAUUGAGUUUACGUAGUCACGAAAUUCUCGCCAUACUCAACGAGAAAGAGUCGGCCGAUCCGCAAGGUGUUAAGUCGCUGUGGAGGCCCGAGUAUGGCGGUUACAUGAUCGAGGGGACCCCCGGUAAACCUUACGGAGGUCUGUUGGCCCACUUUAAUAUCGUCGAAGCCAACAUGAGGUAUCGAAGGGAGGAGGUAACCCAAUUAUUAAAGCCCGGCGAGGUGAUUUUAUCUAUGACUAAUUUUCCAAGAUUAGGAUGCCGGGAUUUCACCGAUCCAGAGACGACACCUACGCCGAGUGAAGGUGCGACGAGGUCUCUAUUUUUUCCCGAUGAUGCCAUUUUUCCGCACCCCCGCUUUAAGAAUCUAUCACGGAAUAUAAGGGAGCGUAGAGGUGAAAAAGUAUGCGUUAAUUUACCGGUAUAUAGAGAUGUGAACACAGAAAUACCAGUCGACGAUUCGCAUUUACACAGCAAGGCUGCGAAACCCGACCACGUCUACCUAGACGCGAUGGGUUUCGGUAUGGGCUGCUGCUGUCUGCAAUUAACAUUCCAAGCCUGUAACAUUAGAGAGGCGCGGACCCUGUACGAUCAGCUGACACCGUUAUGCCCCAUUAUGCUGGCCCUCACAGCGGCCGCGCCAAUAUAUCGCGGAUUUUUGACGGAAGUCGACUGCCGCUGGAACAUCAUUUCGGGUUCCGUCGAUUGUCGAACCGAAGAAGAGCGAGGAUUGAAACCGUUAAAGGAAAAUAAGUUUGUGAUUAAUAAGUCUCGUUACGACUCGAUUGACUCGUACUUAUCGGAAUCUAGUGAAAAAUAUAAUGACGUUCCUCUAGUUUACGAUAGAGCUAUUUAUGAUAAAUUGAGGGCGAACGACAUCGAUCAUUUGUUGGCCCAACACAUCGCUCACUUAUUUAUACGUGAUACGGUCUCGCUCUUCUCGGAGAGGGUGAACCAAGAUGAUGAGCAGGACACGGAUCACUUUGAGAAUAUUCAAUCGACAAAUUGGCAAACCAUGAGAUUUAAACCGCCGCCUCCGAACUCCACAAUCGGAUGGCGAGUCGAGUUCAGACCUUGCGAAGCGCAAAUUACCGACUUUGAAAACGCGGCGAUCGUCUGCUUCGUCGUUUUACUAACGCGAGUGAUCCUCUCGUAUCAACUCAACUUCAUCAUUCCCAUCAGUAAGGUAGACGAGAACAUGCAAAACGCCCAAAAGCGCGGAGCGUGCUUGAACCAAACGUUUUGGUUCCGUAAAGACAUAACCACGCAAGUCAGCCCGCCCGAGGCGAACGAGUGCUGUAAGAAGGGGUACGUGAAUUGUUGCGACGCAUUCGAGCCGAUGACGAUUAGUCAAAUUAUCAACGGAAAAGCAGGAGAAUUUCCCGGACUAAUACCUUUAAUUAACAAUUACUUAAGCGGAAUGGACGUAGACACGGAUACUCACUGCACAAUUCAGCAAUAUCUCAAAUUUAUACAACAUCGCGCGUCCGGCGAAAUACUGACCACCGCGUCUUGGUUACGAAAGUUUGUCACCUCCCACCCCGAGUACAAGCAAGACUCAAAAGUGACGGAACGCAUCAACUACGACCUCUUGACUACAGUGCACGCGAUACAAAAAGGCGAAAUGUCCUGUCCGGAAUUGUUAGGCCAUACAACGACCUCGAAAACAAAAGAGAAUAUACCUAGCGCCCUCUACAAAAAUUUAUAGUCCGUUCUAAAUCAAUUGUUGCACCAGUUUUUGUGAUAAGUUGUAAGGCCGAAGACACAUAGAUUUCAAAAGACAUGUAUUUAGUAACAGUAUUUUUGUAUGGCUUAUUUAAGUAGCUUUUCUUUUUUUUUAAAUACACCCAUAUGAUCUGA
This is a messenger RNA of Photinus pyralis (common eastern firefly), 2308 nucleotides long. RefSeq names its product glutamate--cysteine ligase. Gene Ontology annotation, cellular component: glutamate-cysteine ligase complex. NCBI's taxonomy places the organism in Eukaryota, Metazoa, Arthropoda, Insecta, Coleoptera, Lampyridae. Gene Ontology annotation, molecular function: glutamate-cysteine ligase activity. The transcript is spliced from 7 exons. The record is from RefSeq and is a predicted model, not a curated record. Bases 255 to 2156 code for a protein of 633 amino acids. Gene Ontology annotation, biological process: glutathione biosynthetic process.